AUGUUGCGAAUAUCUAAAUUAUUACUAAAUAAUAAUUUAAACUAUUAUGGUGUGGCUAAUGUCAUUAAUGGUAGAACGUUUAAAAAUUUCGGCCAUAAAAGACAACCAGUACCUCGUAUUACUGUAUUGUGGCAUGGAUUUUUAACAUUUUCUUUUAUUGGUCUUGGAAUUGAAUGGAAAAGGAUUGGCAGAAUGAUAUUUGGUGAAGAUUUUGGGAAAGAAACUGAAACAUCUCCAUUGGAGUAA
Messenger RNA from Parnassius mnemosyne (clouded apollo), 246 nucleotides. NCBI's taxonomy places the organism in Eukaryota, Metazoa, Arthropoda, Insecta, Lepidoptera, Papilionidae. The record is from the annotation of a GenBank genome assembly.